Molecule: messenger RNA, 474 nt
Organism: Nicotiana tabacum (common tobacco)
Lineage: Eukaryota; Viridiplantae; Streptophyta; Magnoliopsida; Solanales; Solanaceae
Source: RefSeq, a predicted model, not a curated record
AUGGCAAAAGCAUAUACUCAGGAUGAAUUUGAUAGUCUAAUGGAAAAGGUGGAGAAGGUAGAUAUUCGGGUGAAAGAAUACUUGGAAUUAGCUGGAUACGAAAAGUGGGCUAGGUUGUAUGCACCUGUUAACCAUGGAUGGACUAUGACGUCAAAUAUUGCUGAGUCAAUCAAUGUUGCACUUGUAUCAACAAGAGAAUUGCCAAUAUACAACUUCCUAGAAGAAGUUAUGAAGAUGUUUGGAUGUUGGAAUUGCAGCAAUCAGAAAGAAGCUUCAUACACAUACACAACGCUUGGGAAACAAUACCAAGAGAUCCUUACAUUGAAUGAGGCAUUGUCUACACGUAUGACUGUUGUGGUGAAGGAGCAGCGAUGGGUGUUGUUGUUCUCCGUCUUUGCCUGUGCAGAUUCAUCUCUUCAGCUUCUUCGGAUCAAGACGGGGCAUGCAAAGCUUGCGACUUCAGUCAUGUCUUGA